GAUUUCCCUUAAUUUAAUUAAUUUCUGCUUUGCAGAAGACUGAUUAGACGCUGUGUAUGGAACAAAGUAUAAGCUAAGGGAUAAUGUCGUGGUUUCACUAAGGGGAUUUGGAGAUUCCGACGACGCACCCCUUGCCCACGCAAUCACACCUUACAGACCACGGCUUCCGCUGCAGGAAGGCUGGAUUCACGUGCGGUUUUCCAUAAACGAUCAUUAUUGUGUUUUCGACGGCAUCGUUAAAACCUUUUUUUUUUUGGUGUCUCUAUCCCGUGUUUAGCUGUUAUGCAUCUUGGCUAUCUUUUCUUCCUUGUUAUUCACUGGUUUUCUGCCGAAAAUCGAGCCGAAGCGGAUAGAGUUAGAGUAAACCGACUUUUAAACGGCGUGGAUGAAUUUGAAGUCUUGAACGAUGACGGGAAUGGUCUCUGUGCGGAGUCAAAGAAAGUGGAGGAGUUUUGUGUUAAACGUGAUGCGAUCAGCGUUCAGAAUACCAUAUCAUGUGAGGAUUUUAAGAAGAAAGUUCAUUGCCGUUGUGUUUCUUCAAAAUCAACCUUUCUUCUGCACAAGGGAAAAUGUGUGAAUAACAGGAAUGUCACGCGGUAUUUACAUGGAGGGUCGAAUCCAGUUUGCAGGUUUCAUUUAAACGAUGGGAAUGUUCAUCACCUUCUCAACUGUCAAGAGUCGUCCAUCUCCACGUUAUCCACCAACAUCUCUAACGCCAGAAGUUACUCGUUAUGUACAUCAGAUCUCACCAUAGAGCUCUACAACUGUAAAAUCAACCCCAGGACCAUGUCUUACAGUGAGGCCGGGCGAUGGAGGGAUCUGUGGAGGCUGGAUCCAAGAGGAGACUCAGCUAGUACACAGGAUAACACUUUAUCUUUGGAAAAAGUUUUUCAUAAGCUGAUGUCUAACGUCUCAAGAUACAGCGGAUUCAUUCUGUCAUUUCAAGCAACUUGCCAGACCAGGUCGAGUUUUCGACUGAGAGGCAUUCCUCCUUCUGACCCAAUCCGCUCCUGCGUACUCUUAAAAGUCAGCGGUUCUCGCAUAUGGCCGCUGCAAAAACAUCAAAUGAACUUUACUCCAUCGAAAGAAAUCACGAGGAAGUUAAAUAUUACGAUAAUUAAAAAAGCUGAAACAGAAGAAAGUCCUACAAGUCAGACUUCAGCCACAGACCUCAUCACCGCGGAAACUAAAAUGAACUCGGUCGAUGAUUCACCCUAUCUGCGGUAUAUAAUCUUGUUAUGUGCCGGGGUCGUCAGCCUUAUCGUAGUUCUUCUGUGUCUAACUGGAUUUGUGUUCUACGGUAGAUCGAAUCGCCGAAGGGAAUGGCAAAGAUCGGGAGGAAGUGUAGCAAAUCCUACAUAUGAACGGGGUCACGAUAGAGGUCUCGUUUUGGUGCAAGUGUCAACCCUCAGCCCCACAAGACCCCCCUCAGUUGCUUUUGUGUCGCCUUAUGCGAUUGUCUAUCAACCUGGCCACAACAACUUGUACGAAAGCUUGCGUAGCAUUAAGAAUAAUCCAGCGCUAAGACGUCACUCCUACUCCAUAUACCAGGAUUUAGUCAGUGCUGGAAAUGCAAGUUCGUAUCAAGAAGCCCUUGCGAGAACAAGAAGAAUAUCAUUCCCGUCAUCAAAUGAUAGUAAGUCCCCUACAGGAGCUUCCAACGCGCCGUGCGAUUAUGCAACAGUGCGGAAAAAAGUAACGAGAGAGCCUGGGGAGAAGUGUUCCCGUCACGCAACAAAAGCAGCGGAUUUCAUUGUUACGUGUCCGUCACUUCCGUCGUCUUCGCUACGGAGGGAAGAAAUGGCCAAUGCAGUCGAGAUAACUGGAUGUUCUUCAUCGAUAUUGUCGUUAUCAUCAUUACAAUUUUAUGACGGUGAGGACCAAAACGUUGACGAUUUAGACUCAAUGCAAAAAAAUGACUCUUGCGUUGAAAAUCAACCAGGUGAACUCGCUACCAUUCAGAGCAAUGAAAACAUGCACCGCGUGUCUGAUAUGCCUCAUGAUGACAUACAUGAACACUCGUUGGAGAGUGGACUCAGCGGUUUGGAGUUCAUUUUAGACUCUGAUUGUAGCGAGAGCGACAGCGCAUUUGGAGAAACCAUCGAUGAAUCGGAGAAUCAAUCACCUUUUUACUAUGUGCUGGAAGAAUCCGAAAAGACCCCAGGGGAAAAAUUAUAUAUUUCUCUCGUUUAACGAUAAUUGCUCUUGAACUUCGCGACAAUUACGUGACAUUUAAAGCAAUAAUGUUUAACUGGUAAUGCGUGACACUUUUUAGAACUCGCUGAUUAUUAUGCUUGUAAUGGCAGUUUUCCAUCUGUUACUUUUAGAUAUGUCUGGCUUUUCACCAGAUUACUGACAAUUCGUGGUAUAUAAAGGUAUCUCGCACCAACAACUUUCAAAUAUUCAGUCAUUUCAGUUGAUACAGGAAACAGUUUAAUUGAGUAAGACACAAUCAAUAUGUUUUGUUUGAUGUGAUCUUCCGGGUGAGGCUAGUCACUACGGUCAGGGGUGAGGAAGAGGGGUUUUGGCCACUCUCCCUACUAUCACCCCCAGACAGACGGUUUCACGACUGGCGAUUUUUGGAUUGAAAGAGACCUCUCUGAAAAUGCCUGCUGAUCGAAUUUAGCCGUGAAAAACUGGUGCCAUGUUGUAUAUUUUCUUCUAUGUGUCUAACUAUUAUUUUCACGAUAGAAAGUUU
This is a messenger RNA of Stylophora pistillata, 2698 nucleotides long. RefSeq lists its product as uncharacterized. Lineage: Eukaryota; Metazoa; Cnidaria; Anthozoa; Scleractinia; Pocilloporidae. The record is from RefSeq and is a predicted model, not a curated record.